Molecule: messenger RNA, 4526 nt
Organism: Lingula anatina
Lineage: Eukaryota; Metazoa; Brachiopoda; Lingulata; Lingulida; Lingulidae
Product: putative phospholipid-transporting ATPase IA
Biological process (GO): phospholipid translocation
Cellular component (GO): trans-Golgi network; plasma membrane
Molecular function (GO): ATP hydrolysis activity; ATP binding; magnesium ion binding
Source: RefSeq, a predicted model, not a curated record
GGAGGAAUCGAUAGCACAAUGGGAGAAAUGGAGAGUGUACAUUGGCUGGAUAAGAUCAGUUUACCUAUUAUACAUGGGUAGCUCCUAAAGUGUAUGAUUUUCAUUCAGAGGGCUAUGUAUCCAAUUGAUUUACAGUGGCUUUACUAAAUAUUCAAGCCAUUCUGUCUGUUAAGAAUGAUGGAUGUGGUGGGAUCACCAAGUUAAGUGUUGGAGAAGAAGAGUGGUUAUGGAUCCUAGAACUACUAGUUAGUCAGCUGGUUGGUUAGAUUAAAUGACAUUCACUCUAACAGUUGUAUCACAUGUGGGCAUGGACUACAUGUGCACUUUCACUUACGUUCAGGUAGUGACUUCAACAGGAUUUUAAAUUGUGCUACGACCUGGGUUAACAUCUCACUUCUAUUGUUAAAUACCUGAAGCAGGUUGACCUGAAUAACUAAACGUACAAGUGUUGAAAAUGCCAAGGUGUUGUAUUUAAUAACAUGUGGAGCUAUCGCACCUCGUCCACUGGGUCUAUGUGUGUGAAUCCACCAGAAAAUGAAAUCUUACCAUUUCUACCAUCAGAAUGGAAAGAAGGUUGGAAAAAGGAUGAAGAUGUCCCUGGCAACGAGGCAGUCCCCCCAGAUUCUGGCAGUACAUCAGAUGACUUGGAUCAUGUCCUGAGGAGAGUGGUAAAUUUAAACCCAAUUGAUAACCAGCAACCUGUGUCUUAUGCCAGCAACAAAAUAUGCACUGCAAAGUACAACAUUUUGUCUUUCAUUCCAAAGUUUCUAUUUGAGCAGUCCAGGAAAUAUGCCAAUAUUUUCUUUUUGAUGAUAGCUUUAUUGCAACAAAUUCCCAAUGUGUCCCCCACAGGUCGCUACACUACAGCACUUCCACUGCUUUUCAUUUUAUCUGUGUCUGCAGUCAAAGAGAUCUUUGAAGAUUUUAAGAGGCAUAAAGCUGAUGGGCAAGUGAACAACAGAAAAGUAUGGGUGUUAAGACGCCAUGACUGGCAGUUGAUCAAAUGGACCGAUGUUGUGGUGGGGGACUUUGUCAAGGUGGUCAGUGGGGAGUUCUUCCCAACAGAUCUAGUCUUAUUAUCUUCAAGUGAGCCUCAAGGUAUGUGUUAUGUGGAGACGUCCAACCUGGAUGGAGAAACAAAUUUAAAGAUAAGACAGGCUCUGCCACAGACAGCCAAGUUGCUGACCAGUGCUGAUAUUCUGUCCCUCUCUGGAACUGUGGAGUGUGAGACCCCUAACAGGCACCUGUACGAGUUUGUGGGGAACAUCAGACCUUCUGGAAGGUUGGCCUAUCCCCUGGGUCCAGACCAGCUGUUACUACGAGGUGCUGUGUUGAGAAAUACCAAAUGGAUAUAUGGUCUGGCAGUGUACACAGGUCAUGAGACCAAGUUAAUGCUCAACUCUACUCAAGGUGCUCCUCUGAAACGCUCUCAUGUAGAAAAAGUCACCAACUAUCAAAUUGUAGUCCUUUUCCUCAUCUUGCUGUUCAUGUCAGGAUUCAGUGCAGCAGCCAAUGAAAUAUGGACCAGUGGCAGGGACAAGAAAGAUUGGUAUCUAGCCUUCAAAGAAAUGGCACCCAGCAACUUUGGCUACAACUUCCUUACCUUCAUCAUUUUAUACAACAACCUCAUUCCCAUCAGUCUUCAAGUGACCAUUGAGUGUGUCAAGUUCAUACAAGCUAUUUUUAUAAAUUGGGAUAUAGAUAUGUACUAUGCUCCCACUGAUACCCCAGCCAUUGCAAGAACAUCAAAUCUCAAUGAGGAAUUAGGACAGGUGAAGUAUGUUUUCUCUGAUAAGACAGGCACCCUCACAAGAAAUGUGAUGGUGUUUAAGAGGUGCAGCAUAGCUGGGGUUAUGUAUGGUCAACACGAUGCUGAUGACACUGAUGUGUUUGAUCCAACUCUGAUACAAAACUUGAAAAGUAACCAUGUGUCAGCGAAGGUGAUAUCAGACUUUCUGUCCCUGUUGGCAGUGUGUCACACAGUCAUCCCUGAGGUAGAUCCAAAUGAUGAGAGGAAUAUUAUAUACCAGGCCUCCUCUCCAGAUGAAGGUGCGUUAGUCAAAGGUGCCAAGAAACUAGGAUUUGUUUUCACUCAGAGAACUCCAGAAUCUGUCACAAUAGAAGUGAUGGGUACCCCUAAAACAUAUGAAAUACUCAAUGUGUUAGAUUUCACAAGUUUUAGAAAAAGAAUGUCUGUGGUAGUGAAGACACCCAGUGGGAGGAUCAAACUUCUUUGCAAAGGAGCUGAUUCUGUGAUUUAUGAAAGACUAGGCCCCGAACAACCAUAUAGAGAGGACACAAUGAAUCAUUUAGAACAGUUUGCCAAUAUUGGUCUGAGGACAUUGUGUUUAGCUGAGGCGGAAAUAGAGCCCGAGUUUUAUGAUGAGUGGAAGCACACAUACUACAAGGCCAGCACUUCAUUACAGAAUAGAGAAAGAAAGCUGGAAGAAGCUGCUGAACUUAUAGAAAAGAAUCUCAAACUUUUAGGUGCCACAGCAAUAGAGGACAAAUUGCAGGAGGGUGUUCCAGAAAGCAUAGCCAAUCUAGCCAAAGCCGAUAUCAAAAUAUGGGUGCUAACAGGAGACAAGCAGGAGACAGCCAUUAAUAUUGGCUACUCUUGCAAGCUUCUAACUCAGGGAAUGCCACUACUUAUCAUCAAUGAAGAAAGCUUAGAUUCAACAAGAGAGACAUUACGAAAACACAUUGAGGACUUUGGUGAACAGUUAGGCAAGGAAAAUGAAGUAGGCCUGAUAAUAGAUGGACGUACACUGAAGUUUGCCCUGACCUGUGAUUGUAGGAAAGACUUUCUGGAUAUAGCAAAAUCAUGCAAAGCUGUGAUUUGUUGCAGAGUUUCUCCCCUACAGAAGUCAGAAUUAGUAGAACUAGUAAAGUCUGCUGUCAAAGCUAUAACCCUGGCCAUAGGAGAUGGUGCUAAUGACGUUGGCAUGAUACAGGCUGCUCACGUUGGUGUUGGUAUCUGUGGAUUGGAGGGCUUGCAGGCCACAUGUGCCUCGGAUUAUGCUAUUGGUCAGUUCCGCUUCUUGAACAAGUUAUUGUUUGUACAUGGUUCCUGGAGCUAUACAAGAACUGUGAAACUGAUUCUGUACUCUUUUUAUAAAAAUGUCACCCUCUAUGUUAUACAAUUCUGGUUUGCUUUUAUGAAUGGCUUCUCAGGGCAAAUCUUAUUUGAAAGGUGGACAAUAGGUCUCUAUAAUGUGAUCUUCACAAUGGCCCCUCCAGUGGUGCUAGGUCUUUUUGACAGGUACUGCAGUGCAGAGAGUUUGAUGGAGUUCCCAGCUUUAUAUAGAACAUCACAGAACUCAGAUUUAUUCAAUGUCAAGAUAUUCUGGAUGUGGAUAUCAAACUCAGUUUUCCAUUCCAUAGUUUUAUUCUGGAUGACCUUGCUAGCACUUAAUCAAGACAUAGCAUUUUCCACAGGUCAAACUGGAAACUAUUUGUUUUUGGGAAAUAUGGUAUAUACAUAUGUGGUAGUGACAGUGUGUAUUAAAGCUGGUCUGGAGCACAGUGCAUGGACAUGGAUAUCUCACCUAGCCAUAUGGGGCAGUAUAGCAAGCUGGUUCCUGUUCCUGAUAGUCUACAGCCAUGUGUGGCCAGCCAUUGAUGUGGGACCAGAGAUGGUGGGGAUGGACGGUAUGGUACUUGGUUGUGGGAUCUUCUGGAUGGGUUUGAUUCUUGUUCCAACAAUGUCUCUUCUCAGAGAUGUGGCAUGGAAGGCUUUCCGCAGAACAGUCUUCAAAACAUUGCGUGAAGAAGUACAAGAAAGGGAGAUUGCAGGAAUGGAUUUAUCCAGUGUCAUUUUUAAAGCAACUAAGAAAAGACUCACAGAGACGGCACGGUUGCUGCGGAAUGUGUUCACACGACCAUCAACAGCAACCAUUCAGGCACCAGAAGCUCAACAGAGAGAUCACGGUUAUGCUUUCUCCCAGGAGGAAGGCGGGGCAGUGGCAUUGUCGACUGUAAUCCGACAGUAUGACACGUCUGAUCGAAAACCUGAUGGUUCAUAAACCUCUUGCUGGACUGGUACCUCAUGUCCAAACACAGAACUGUUCAUUCGACUGAGAGAUACCUGGAUGACAAGUAAUAUAUCUUAACACAAGCUGAGCGAGUCAUUGGCCCAAUGGUGGACAAAUUGCAUCUGGAGAUACAUGUAUUGAAGUGAUGGGUCUAUACCAUCCUGUUGUUUUCGUGUCACUACACGUCACAAAUUUACAUUACCUCAGCAGCCUGGAGUACAAACACAUUCGAAAGAGAUGAUAGUCAUAUGUCGCUAUACUGUAAAUUGUAACCUAGAGUGUUAACUGUAGCAAGAUUUGACACAUAGUUGAGACCAUAGUUGUAAAUCGUGAAAUCUAAAUCAAACAGAAUUCCAAAGUAUUAUUAUGUCAUAUUUUUUACUUUUCAUGUCUCGGGCUUGAUUAGUGAAAUAACAGUCUGUUUAUGACAAAACAUUUCAGCCAUCUGUUUUACCUCUUUUUGGCUUAUAUAUGCUUUUAAAUGUUGAAAAC